Molecule: messenger RNA, 808 nt
Organism: Haliaeetus leucocephalus (bald eagle)
Lineage: Eukaryota; Metazoa; Chordata; Aves; Accipitriformes; Accipitridae
Product: estradiol 17-beta-dehydrogenase 11-like
Cellular component (GO): lipid droplet
Molecular function (GO): oxidoreductase activity, acting on the CH-OH group of donors, NAD or NADP as acceptor
Source: RefSeq, a predicted model, not a curated record
CUGUGAACGGUUCAGGGGCUUGGCAGCGGUCAUGCAAUCAGGACAAAUCUUCAGCCUCUAACUGGUCUGCCGCGGUGCCCGAGCAGCAACACGUGGACAGGGUACAGUUGCGCAUGCAUGUCUGUCUUUUCUGCCUCUUACAGCAUGGCGUUGAGGACACGGCAGCAGAAUGCGAAAGGCUGGGAGCCACUGUUCACGCCUUCGUGGUGGACUGCAGCAAAAGGGAGGAAAUCUGCAGCGCUGCAGAGAAGGUGAAGAAGGACAUUGGGGAUGUCUCCAUCCUGGUGAAUAACGCCGGUGUGAUUACAGCUGCCGACCUGCUCUCAACUCAGGACCACCAGAUUGAAAGGAUGUUUGAAGUCAACAUUCUUGCUCACAUGUGGGUAAGGGCCACUACUAUCUUCACACCUAUGUUUUUUGGGGAGCGUUGCUGAGGAGGCAUAUUUAGACUAACAGUUAUUUUCAGCUAGCAGUGAAUUACAAAAGCGUCUGUCGGACAUGUAUAGCACAGGGGCACCCAGCUAGACUGACUGUUGGGAAACUUGAUUAGCCUCUUGCUGAUCGGAGCCUCACCCAGUUUUUUCAUUCUCUCUUUCCUCUGCAUGAGCUAGCCAGCGACGGCCUCAUCUGCAGCACGGGUGGGUCUCUGUCAGAGGGGUAUUAGGGGUCCCUCUUCACAUUGGGUAGUUUGGGUGCCCGCAGCUGAGCGCCGAGACCCUGCAAGUAGAAGAUACGCAGCUGAAAAAUACAAACCAAUGUUUUUAUCGGCUCACCCGCACAAAAGGCAGCCGGUACGUGGCCCGAAUGG